UUUUCCAUUUAUGUAUCCAGCUAACGAUUCAUCCUCUGCUAGUACUUAUUAGCUAUAUAUCUUUCUCUUAACGGUCGGAUAAUAUUGGUAAACGGAGGAAACUGUUAUCUCGUAUGCAGCAUUCACCGCGGAAACUCAAGCGUUAAAUUAGCAUACGUGACAGUCCAUAAAUUGGAUUAGCGCUAAGUAAAGCCACCGGUGAAUGGUAGGUUAGCAAGCUUGCUAACGUUAGCUAGUUUGCUAAACGGACUGUUGGGAGUGACGGCUGGAAAAUAUAUGGACAUUUCUGGAUUUUGACAGUUGAAUGUGCGCCUGUGCGUUACGGUAACAAACGGUUGCUGUUGUAACGUAACGUUAAUGUAGAUAAUUUCGUCCUUAGCUGUUUUAGUGUGUGCAGACUUAACAUAAUUAACAUUAACGUACAAGGGUAACGUCUUCACUAACGUUAGUAGCUGUCAACUCAAGUGACCAGCUUCAGGUCAACAACAUGGAGAGUUAUGGUCAGCGGUUUGAAACCAAUACCGGACGAGACAGUAAACCUCAAAAGAAAAAGGGAUCUUCCAACAACAACACAUGUUAUGAUGAUGGAGACCGCAAACCAAAGUUUCACUUACCCUUUAAAAACAUCACAGAUGAUGUGCUGGACAGAUUCGCCAGUAUUCGGAUUCCGGGUAGUAAAAAGGAGCGGCCACCGUUAUCACACUCCAAACACAAUACCAACGAUUGGUCCAUUUCGUCAUCAUCCACCUCACAUCAGUUUGAGGAACUCUCAUCAAAGAUCACCUCGGAAAAAGAGAUCCUGGCUCUGUUUGAAAAGAUGAUGGAGGACAUGAACUUGAAUGAGGAAAAAAAGACUCCUUUGAGAGAGAAGGACCUCAACACAAAGAGAGAGAUGGUCAUCCAGUAUAUUUUUACUGCCUCUAAAACUGGUAGCCUGAGAAGCAGUCAUCAGAUAUCUCCCCAGGAAUUCCUGGGAGAGUUGAAGUCAGGGGUGAUGGACGAACGUCUGUUUGCCUGUCUAGACUCAUUGCGAGUGUCCCUUACCAGCAACCCUGUCAGUUGGGUGCAGAGUUUCGGGCAUGAGGGUCUCGGAUUGCUGCUGGACAUUUUGGAGAGGUUGCUGUUCAAGAAACAGCAAGAGAAGCUCGACAAAAAGAACCAACAUAAGGUUGUUCAGUGUCUCAAAGCCUUCAUGAACAAUAAGUAUGGCUUGGAUCGAAUCCUGGGGGAAGAGAAAAGUCUUGCCUUACUGGCAAGAGCCAUUGAUCCCACCCAGUCAGCCAUGAUGACUGACGUGGUAAAGCUGCUGUCAGCCAUCUGCAUUGUGGGUGAAGAGAACACUUUGGAAAAGGUCCUUGAAGCCAUCACCACAGCAGGGGAAUGGCGAGCCAUUGAGAGGUUCAGUCCCAUUGUGCAGGGACUAAGAGAUCGCUCGGUUCAAUUACAAGUGGCAUGCAUGCAGCUCAUCAAUGCCCUAGUAACAUCCCCUGAUGAGCUGGACUUCAGGCUGCACAUCAGGAAUGAAUUUAUGCGCUGUGGCCUGAAAGAGAUAUUGCCGCAACUGACAACCAUCAGGAACGAGGCCCUUGACAUUCAGCUGAAGGUGUUCGAGGAGCACAAAGAAGAGGACAUGAUAGAGUUCUCUCACAGGCUGGAAGACAUCAAGAGCGAGCUGGAUGAUGUGGGUGAUGUGUUCAGUAUUGUGCAGAGCAUGGUGAAGGACAGCAGUGCAGAGCCCUAUUUCCUCUCUAUACUGCAGCACCUGAUGCUUAUACGCAAUGACUACUUGGUCAGGCCCCAGUACUUCAAGAUCAUUGAGGAGUGUGUGUCUCAAAUUGUGCUCCACCGUAGUGGCACUGAUCCAGACUUCAGUUACCGCAAGCGCCUGGAUGUGGACUUCAGCCACCUCUUAGAGGUGUGUGUGGAAAAAGCUCGAACCGAUGAGUAUGAACAGAGAGCCUCAGAACUCGCACAGAAGUUUGACGAGGAGUUUCUGAGCAGACAGGAGGCACAAGCUCAGCUGGUUAAGUGUGACGAAAAAAUAGCAGAACUCCAAGCAGAGCUGCAGGCCUUCAGGUCCCAGUUUGGAGCUGUACCUGUGGGUCUCUCCUCUCCCCAUGCUGGACAAGGGUUGUCUCCCUCAGCAUUACCGUCUGGGCCUCCACCCCCUGGUCCACCACCAGGGAUGCCAGCUCCUCCUCCUCCACCUCCUCCACCUCCUUUACCAGGUUGUCCGAUUCCACCUCCCCCACCUGGAGUGCCUCCUCCAUUCGGUGCCCCCCCUCCACCCCCUCUGGGGUUCGGAGGUGGUCUGGGUUCCCCAACCCACCAUGCGCUGCCUUAUGGCCUCAGGCCUAAGAAGGAUUUCAAGCCUGAGACCUCCAUGAAGCGCUUCAACUGGUCAAAGAUUCGUCCCCAGGAAAUGUCAGAGGGCUGUUUCUGGGUGCGGGCUGAUGAGAACCAAUAUGCGAAACCAGAAUUACUCUGCAGAGUUGCUCUCACUUUUGGCUCACAAAGAACAGCCAAAAAAGAAGAGGAGGAUCAGGAGGAUAAGAAAUCCAUAAAGAAGAGAAUUAAAGAGCUCAAGGUGCUCGAUCCUAAGAUCGCACAGAAUCUAUCCAUCUUCCUGGGCUCCUUCCGUAUGCCUUAUCAUGAAAUCCGUCGGAUGAUAGUGGAGGUGGAUGAGGAGCAACUCACUGAACCUAUGAUCCAGAACCUGGUGAAGCACCUACCAGAACAGGAGCAGCUGAACGCCUUGGCCAAGUAUAAAAACGAGUACGCAAAUUUGUCAGAGCCUGAGCAGUUUGGGGUUGUGAUGAGCAGCGUGAAGCGGCUGCGUCCUCGCCUCAGCCACAUCCUCUUCCGGCUGCAGUUUGAGGAGCAGGUGAACAACCUGCGUCCAGAUAUCCUGGCUGUAAACGCCGCCUGCGAAGAGGUCAGGAAGAGCGGCUCCUUUGGACGCUUGCUGGAGCUGGUGCUGCUGCUCGGGAAUUACAUGAACGCGGGAUCUCGAAAUGCUCAGUCAUAUGGCUUCGACCUCAGUUCCCUCUGCAAGCUUAAGGACACCAAGUCAGCAGACCAAAAGACCACACUACUCCACUUCCUGGCGCAAGUCUGUGAGCAGGAAUUUCCAGAUGUGCUCAAGUUUGUUGAAGACCUGGAGCACGUGGACCGAUCCAGUAGAGUGUCUGCAGAGAAUCUGGAAAAGAGCCUCAGGCAGAUGGAGAGGCAGCUGUUGCAGCUGGAGAGAGACCUGGAGACUUUCUCCUCCCCCGAUGACCCCAACGACAUGUUCUUCACUAAAAUGGCUAGCUUCAGCAAGGUUGCACGGGAGCAGUAUGACAAGCUGGUGAUAAUGCACAGCAAUAUGGAGACGCUGUAUCACAACAUGCUGGAGUACUUUGCGGUCGAUCCCAAGAAGACCUCGGUGGAGGAGCUGUUUACUGAUCUCAGCAACUUCCGCACCAUGUUUACUCAAGCACUGAAGGAGAACCUGAGGCUGAGGGAGUCCGAGGAGAAACAGAGGAGAGCCCGGGCGGCGAAGGAGAAGGCUGAACGCGAAAAGCAGGAGAGACAGCAGAAGAAGAGGAGGUUGCUGGAAGUCAAUGCAGAGAAUGAUGAGACAGGUGUGAUGGAUAGUUUGCUGGAAGCCCUACAGUCAGGAGCUGCAUUCAGAGACCGCAGGAAGAGAGCGCCAAGACCCAGAGAUAACCAGCAGCAGACGAUCAGCCCCAGCUCCUUCCGCCAAGUUCUCAGGCCUGUUAACCAUGAAAACAACAAGGCACCUUUACAAAGGUCUCGCUCUCGGCAGAAUAUAAAUUUAGGUUCAGCGGUGGUGAAAGCUCCCCCUGCCAAGGAGGCCCAUAACGAGUCUGAGGGCCAUCCAUCCGCUGCCCGGGCCAAGGCUGCUGCGUGUUCCGAGUCGGGCCGCAGGUACAGGAACACCCCGGGUCACAGCCACUGGCAGGACAGAGAAAGGGUGGUGGAGAGAGAGACGGUUAAAUCGACCGGGAGAGAGAUGGAGGUUAAAGCAGAGCCUCCGGCCUCCCAGCCGUCCUCCACUGGAGCUGCGGUCAGCAGCUGCAGCGCCAACGGAGAGUCCGAUGUAGAGGCUCUCCUGGCCAAACUCAGGGCCUUGUGAGGUUUGUUUUCACAUUAUCUCUGAAAUGACAUAUACAGCCGACAGUACGUUUGUACCCACACAUAUUAACACGCUCUGAAUGUGACCAAAAAGAUUUUGCUUCAACAUAAACAAGCAGGAAUGUAGGUAAUGAGACAAAGUCGUGAUAGAUAUAUAGCGAGGCAAUUAAAUUAUAACCAAAGCUUUGUAGAAAAUACAUUUGAAUAAACCUUAUAAAUCAGAGGACCAUGCUUUUAACACUCAAUGGUGCAGAUAUCGUCUUUUUCUAAAGGAAAAUCCAGGCAGGUAGAGCGCAGAUAAUUCACACUUGAUCCCACAGUAUGUCCUCAAAGGAUAAUAUAUUUACAAAAGUUGUGAUUCAAUGGAAACACUUAAGCACAGCAGUGUCAUGAAUAAGUGUUCAACAGUGAAAAUACAGCCCAAACAGAGUGAACAGUCUCUACCUUAUCCUGAGAAGUGCACUGCCAAAAGUGUUUGGCUUUCCUAACACUGGAAUAUCACAUAGCUUUUCCUCAGAUGCAGCGUAGCGAAGCACUUUCUUUAUAAUCCAGAACUAUGCAAAGUUAAACAAAAGUUAUAUCAUAUUUCUUUUCACAUUAGCGUUUCCUAUAAUUGCUUCUACUGUAGCAUUUAUUUUACAUCUUUGUCAAAUUAUGCUGUCCUUCUUCUAUUUUAGUUUUUAAUUACACAUCAGUUAUUUUCACAUACAUGUUACAUUUUAAAGACUUUACGCUUCCAUCUGCGUUCAUUACUUUCGGUACUUAAUUAUUUUCUAUGUUUUUCUUUCUUUUUGUCUUCUGUGAGUCUUUUUCAUUCCUGUUUUUUUAUAUCCAAAUGAUGAAAUUGUUUGUAUUUUCUAAAUAAAUGUUAUAUGCAUUAUAUAAAACUAUAGAAAGGAUCAGUACGUACGAGUUAUGGCAUACAGUUAUACAUUCACAGGUUCUAAAAGUAAUUAGAUGUCACUUGACAAGUUGAGUUUGGCUGUACUAGGCUGCUUUGUCUCUCUGUCAUUGCUAGUGGGAACAUUUAUACACAGUGAGAACAAGUGUCUGAGGGUGUUGUCAUAAAAGAGGUUCAUCUAGCUACAAGUUAUCCAGAACUCAUGCUGCUUUUCCUCUACAUUCCCACCCGAAUUACUCAUAUCUUAAGCGUAUUUGUUGUACCUUUAUUUGCUCACUUUUAUAGACCCAUUUACAAUAAAAUG
This is a messenger RNA of Epinephelus fuscoguttatus (brown-marbled grouper), 5345 nucleotides long. Its product is annotated as protein diaphanous homolog 3-like. The transcript has 28 exons. Gene Ontology annotation, biological process: actin filament polymerization; actin cytoskeleton organization. The coding region runs from base 488 to 4141 and encodes 1217 amino acids. The record is from RefSeq and is a predicted model, not a curated record. Gene Ontology annotation, cellular component: actin filament; cytoplasm. NCBI's taxonomy places the organism in Eukaryota, Metazoa, Chordata, Actinopteri, Perciformes, Serranidae. Gene Ontology annotation, molecular function: small GTPase binding; actin binding; microtubule binding.